CAGAGUGAGUGCCACGGUUCCACCAUGCCAGGGAACCUUUCCACAGCCGCAUCUCCCGCGGUCAACACCUCCAACGCUACGGCCGCCGCCGCACCUUGGGAAGCGCCGGCCUUCACUGUGGCCGCCCGCUGCCGCGUGGCCGCCACUCUGGCGCUCUUUGUCUUUGCCGCUCUGAGCAACCUGUCGGUGUUGAUCAGCGUGCGCUGGGGCCGAGGCUAUCGGCUGGCGGCGCACCUGCGUCCGCUCAUCGCCAGCUUGGCGUCGGCCGAUUUGGUGAUGACCUUUGUGGUGAUGCCGUUGGACGCCAUUUGGAAUAUCACCGUGCAGUGGUACGCGGGGGACGCCAUGUGCAAGCUGUUGUCUUUCUUGAAACUCUUUGCCAUGCACUCGGCGGCGUUCAUACUGGUGGUGGUGAGCCUGGACCGAUAUCGGGCCAUUCUUCAUCCUCUGGAUUCCCUGGAUGCUGGGCUGAGGAACAAACGCAUGCUGCUGGUGGCCUGGACGCUCAGCUUGUUGCUGGCAUCUCCUCAGCUUUUCAUCUUUCGGGCCAUUAAGGCAGACGGAGCCGACUUCACUCAGUGCGCCAGCCACGGGAGUUUCCAGCAUGGCUGGCAGGAGACGGCAUACAACAUGUUUCACUUUGUGACACUCUAUGUCUUCCCGCUGCUUGUCAUGACCUUCUGCUACACAAGCAUCCUCACCAAGAUCACUGGGCAGAUGCACAAGAGCAAAGAUGGUGAGCGAUGCCUGCGACGUAGUGGAAAAGACAAGAUUCCCAAAGCCCGGAUGAAGACCCUCAAGAUGACCAUAGUCAUUGUCAGUUCUUUCGUCAUCUGUUGGACCCCUUAUUACAUUCUGGGGAUCUGGUACUGGUUCCAACCGUCCAUGAUCCAGCACACUCCAGAGUACGUGCACCACAUCCUGUUUGUCUUCGGCAACCUGAAUACAUGCUGCGACCCGAUCAUCUACGGUUUUUACACGACGUCCUUCCGGGCCGACCUGGCCGACGUGAUGGCGUGCUGCCGCCGCCGCCGCGCCAACGGCGACUCGCCGCGUUCUGUGGAUCGCCUUUCGGCGAGAAAGGCCGGAGCCGCUGGGGAGAUGGAGUCGGAUCUGAGCUCCAACCCACACAGCGGUAACGUAUGAUGGACGGAGAGGCCGGUCACCUUACGGAAUACUCAAGGGAACAUGAUGAGAUUGGGAAAGAAAAGGCCCACUCAUGAUAAUCAGUGGAAUGCGAUCAAAGUGAAUAUGCUGCAACAUUCAUGGCAAGAUGAUGGCUUCCAACUUCGAAUCAUUUGUUUUGCUCUUUAUGGGCACGAAGUACACACAUCUCACCCAAUCAGAUUGCUGUGAUGUCAUCAAUGUGCUGCUGCAUAUUUGCAUUGGACCUCGGGCUUGCCGUGGGAUCGGCUCAUCUAUCUGUUUGUUUUUUCGAAGCAAAAUGCAAUGGAGAUGCACAACUUGAGCCAGUUGAAGAGCACAGCCGAAAAUUGCCUGAAGCAGCGUUUAUAAUCAUAGUGGUAGUUUUCCUUUUGUCCAAGUCAAGACGUUUUUGUGGUAUUUGGGCAUUGUAGACUGCAAAAUGGUUGAAAAGCUUGAUUUGGGUCAGGACUGUCCGCACUUGAUAGGAGCUGAGUGAUAUUAGACGAGCCCCGCCCCCCCAAAUGCAGAUACUGAAGUAUUUUUAGAACAAAUUGUAUAACCUUGCAUGAUUGUGAAUGAACUGAACGUCAUAUUUAAUACUCAUUGGUCACUAGACAGUGUUAAUGAUUGUAAUUAUUGGCGGGAAAUAAAUAACCUGUUGUGCAUAGACAGUACAGUACUUGUAUGCUCCAAAUAGGUGAUGUGCAAUUUAUAAUUUGCUGAAAGAGACACUAUCAAAUAACGUGUACGCCAAGAGAACAAUAAAAGUGAUGUCAAACA
Syngnathus acus (greater pipefish) is the source of this 1926-nucleotide messenger RNA. RefSeq names its product gonadotropin-releasing hormone II receptor-like. The transcript is spliced from 3 exons. Gene Ontology annotation, cellular component: membrane. Gene Ontology annotation, molecular function: gonadotropin-releasing hormone receptor activity; peptide binding. Bases 25 to 1146 code for a protein of 373 amino acids. Gene Ontology annotation, biological process: G protein-coupled receptor signaling pathway. The record is from RefSeq and is a predicted model, not a curated record. NCBI's taxonomy places the organism in Eukaryota, Metazoa, Chordata, Actinopteri, Syngnathiformes, Syngnathidae.